UUUGUAUUAUUCAGAAUUUUAGUGAAAUAUAAAUGGAAGAGCCAAAUGUUUCAACUUUGCUUCAUAUUCAUAUCUAACUUACUGCUAAGUAAAAUAGACUACUUUAUCUUGCGUCUCAGUUUCUGCUCCUGCAUGGUUAUUACUGCCUACAGAUAUCAACAGAUGGCACGAGUCAGACCAACCAGAGUUUGCAGUGUUCUCCAUGUAUACCUUAGAAAUCUUUCCACCUGAGUCUCUCUUCUCCAUGGAGAGCAAGAUAACAGACGGGGGACCCCACAGAGCCAGAAGGGAGGCUCUGGUGGCACUCAGGGAUGUGACCGUGGAUUUCACCCAGGAGGAGUGGGGACUGCUGAGCCCUGCGCAGAGGAGCCUGUACAGGGAGGUGACACAGGAGAUCUACAGCCUCCUGGUCUCCCUAGGAUUCAAACCAGGAGUCCCUCUGUGUCCCUGCUGUCCACAGGCCUCCUCUAGCUGGAGCCUCAGCGAACACCUGCCAUAUGGCUUUCCUACCCAGCUGUCCCCAGGCUCAUCUGCAGAGGGUGACCUGCAGCCCAGGGAGCCUGAUCUGGUGGGAUGGAAGCAACAACAGCAGCAGUUUUCUGUUCAGAGAGGCCAGAGCACUGCAGCAGAUCGAGAAAAGGAAAACAGCUCUAAACCCAUGGUUGGGAGGGAGCUACCGGCUCCAAGUGCAUCUCCCAGCCCAGCCCUGAGAGAAGCAGCAGGCCCAAGGGGAAGGAGCAGAGUGGAGGAAAUGGAGCCCAGCCAUGGCUGUGGGGAAAAUCCUACGGACAAGGACAAAGUACUGAAAGGAAUAGAAAAUUCAAGGUGGGCAGCCUUUAGGUGUGCAGGGGAUAGGCCGGACAUUAACCAGAAGAUAAAGGUAUUCCUUCAGGGAAAUGCAGAGCCCAGGCAGAAUCUGUUUAUAUGUGGGGAGUGUGGACAGAGUUUUAGUGAAGAGUCAGCAUUACUCUCACACCAGAAAACACACUCAGAGGAGAAGCCCCACGUGUGCAGGGAGUGUGGGCAAGGCUUUACCACUAGCACGUACCUCACCGCACAUGAGGGAACACACAGAGGAGAGGGGCUAUACGGGUGCCAGGAGUGUGGACAGAGGUUUGGGGACAAGUCAUCCUACGGUAGGCACUUGAAGGCACACUUAAGUGAGGAGCAUUUUUUUUGUAGGGAGUGUGGGCGAGGCUUCACCAGGAAGAUAAUGCUCACCAGACACCAGAGGACACACGCAGGGGAGAAACCUUAUGUGUGCAGUGAGUGUGGGAAGGCCUAUUUCUGUAAGUCAAGCCUCAUCUGUCACCAGAGGACACACUCGGGGGAGAAGCCGUUUUUGUGUGGUGAGUGUGGGAAGGCCUAUUCCUGUAAGUCAGGCCUCAUCUUUCACCAGAAGACACACUCAGGAGAGAAGCCUUUUGUGUGCAGUGAGUGUGGGAAGGCCUAUUCCUAUAAGUCAGGCCUCAUCUUUCACCAGAGAACACACUCGGGGGAGAAGCCAUUUUUGUGCAAGGAGUGUGGGCGAGCCUUUGCCAGUAAGUCAAACCUCAUCUUCCACCAGCGAACACACUCAGGGGAGAAGCCAUUUGUGUGUAAGGAGUGUGGGCGGGGCUUUACCCACAAGUCAACCCUUGUCUAUCACCAGAGGACACACUCAGGGGAGAAGCCUUUUGGGUGCCAAGAGUGUGGGCGUUCCUUUGCCAGAAAGUCAUACCUCACUGUGCACAAGAGAACACACACGGGAGAAAGGCCAUAUGGGUGUCGGGAGUGUGGGCGGGGCUUUACCACUAAUGCAUACCUCACUCUGCACGAGAGGACACACACGGGGGAGAGGCCGUACGGGUGCCAGGAGUGUGGGCGGAGAUUUAGGGACAAAUCAUCUUGCAAUCGGCACUUGAAGGUACACUUAGGUAAGAAGCAUUUUCUCUGCAGGAGUGUGGGUGAGGCCUUCGCUUGAAAUGUUACCUCACCAAACACCAGAAAACGUACUCAGAGGAGUAACUGCUUCAUUAUAAAGGGCUGUGCACCUUGCUUAGGUGUAUCGGGAAGACAGAGGGAAUUCAGAAGGCAACAGAACUCAAACUCAGCCCCAGAUUUCCCCAGAGAGUCUAAGAGGCCAGGGUUAAGAUUCCAGGUGAAGGGAAGUAAGUCCCAGCUUGAGAAAAUGUCUCCUUUUUCACACUGCACAUCUUCCUGUUGUGUUUGGGCCAAGCUGCACUCCCCAAGGACUGCUCAGCCAGGCAGGGCUGCAGAGCAGGGCUCCCAGGCAGGCCACUCCUGGUUCCUCGCCACCCUCGUUUGGGUGCACAGCAGUCAAGGGUGCCUUGAUCAACCUUCCUCCCUCCACUUACCCCUGCAGCUCCCACAGCCUUACCUCAGUGCUGUGGUUUGAGUGUUCUCAUUCCUUUCUAUGGUCACGUUGAAACCUCUAAUCACCAGUGUAACACAGCAAGAGCUGGGCCUUUACGAGGCGACUGAGUCAUGAAGAUGGAGCCCUUGUUACAUGGGGCUAGGGGCUCUUAUGAAAGGGCUUGAGGGCCAGCAGAUGACACUGUGGAUAAAGUGCUGAGUCCCAUAUCUUGACUGCUUGGUUCAGGUUUGGGUCUCAGACUUGGUGACUUGAGAAACAUGCCACACUCAUGUGCAUGAGAGCCCCAAAUUCCCAAGAUGAGAAUGGAGAAGUCACCCCCAAGGGGUGACUUCUCAUUUCCCUCUCUGGCAAGCACAUGUGUACCAGAGGGUGCACAAGAGGAUGCACAUGGGAGAGAGGCCAUAUUAUUUAGCAAAAAACUAUGUAAUAAUAAAAGGGCUCGAUGGAGGGAGUUGGUCCCUUUGGCCUUUCCAUUUUUACCACCCGAGAAGGCAGCAUCAUGGCCUCAUCUUGAGAGUGAAGAACAGCCCUCAUUAGACAGCCCAGCCUGCUGGGACUUUGGCUUGAAUUUCUCAGCCUCCAGAACUGUGGAAAAUAAAUUUUUGUUUUUCUGUAAAUUAGCUGGUCUAUGAUACUUUGUUUUAGCAGCAUAAAUGGACUAAGUUACUUGACUUCCUCAUCACUUUCUCACCUGUAGUCAUGUCUCCAAAUAAAUCCUUGCAUGUACAAACCCA
Tupaia belangeri chinensis (Chinese tree shrew) is the source of this 3111-nucleotide messenger RNA. Its product is annotated as zinc finger protein 337-like. Lineage: Eukaryota; Metazoa; Chordata; Mammalia; Scandentia; Tupaiidae. The transcript is spliced from 4 exons. Gene Ontology annotation, biological process: regulation of transcription by RNA polymerase II. The coding region runs from base 203 to 1963 and encodes 586 amino acids. The record is from RefSeq and is a predicted model, not a curated record. Gene Ontology annotation, molecular function: DNA-binding transcription factor activity, RNA polymerase II-specific; RNA polymerase II cis-regulatory region sequence-specific DNA binding. Gene Ontology annotation, cellular component: nucleus.